Messenger RNA from Olea europaea var. sylvestris, 1759 nucleotides. RefSeq names its product probable inactive purple acid phosphatase 29. Gene Ontology annotation, molecular function: hydrolase activity, acting on ester bonds. The record is from RefSeq and is a predicted model, not a curated record. Gene Ontology annotation, cellular component: cytoplasm. NCBI's taxonomy places the organism in Eukaryota, Viridiplantae, Streptophyta, Magnoliopsida, Lamiales, Oleaceae. The transcript is spliced from 5 exons. The coding region runs from base 144 to 1427 and encodes 427 amino acids.
GAAUGACAUUGGAAACGUACUCCACACACUCAGUAAUCACCGACAAAAGGUUCUCCGUAUGAACAAGGCAAUGUGUGCGUCACGGGACCUGAUCUCAAUUUGGCCGUGCUUAUAAGCACCAUUUUGAAAUCUCAAAAUUCUCCAUGGCGGCGAAGAAUAUGAGAAACAUAAGGAUUUCGUGUAUAAUCUGGCUUGCGUUUUGCUGGUUGGUUGAGUGUGACGACCGACGGCAACCACUGAGGUUCGGUGGGAAAACGGGGGAGUUUAGGAUUCUGCAAGUGGCGGAUAUGCACUAUGCCGACGGUUGGAAAACUCCUUGCGAGGAUGUGUUUCCCCAGCAGAUGCCCUCCUGCUCCGAUCUCAACACCACUGCCUUCAUUCGCCGUCUCAUUCUUGCCGAGAGACCCGACCUCAUUGUUUUCACUGGUGAUAAUAUUUUCGGCUUUGAUGCCUCUAACCCGGAAACAUCAAUGAAUGCUGCAUUUGCCCCGGCAAUGUUAUCAAAUAUACCAUGGGCUGCUGUUCUGGGAAAUCAUGAUCAAGAAUCUACUUUAUCAAGGGAAGGUGUGAUGAAAUUUAUUGUUAAAUUGAAAAACACUUUGUCUCUGUUAAACCCUCCUGAAGCUCACGUUAUCGAUGGAUUUGGGAAUUACAAUUUGGAAGUCCACGGAGUUAAAGAUUCUAGUUUAGUUAAUAAAUCUCUUCUCAAUCUCUACUUUCUAGACAGUGGUGAUUACUCUACAAUUCCCUCCAUCCCUGGCUACGGCUGGAUCAAACCUUCUCAGCAGUUCUGGUUUCAACGAACGUCCCUCAAGCUUAAGAGGAGUUACAUGAAGAAACCAGAGCCUCAAAAGGCUCCUGCUCCAGGGCUUGUGUACUUUCACAUUCCAUUGCCUGAAUAUGCAAGCUUUGAUUCGUCAAACUUCACAGGUGUGAAACAGGAAGGCAUUAGUUCAGCAUCUAUUAACUCUGGCUUCUUUACGACCAUGGUAGAGGCAGGGGAUGUGAAGGCUGCUUUCACAGGCCAUGAUCACCUCAAUGACUUCUGUGGUGAGUUAACGGGUAUACAUCUAUGUUAUGCUGGAGGUUUUGGAUAUCAUGCAUAUGGGAAAGCUGGAUGGGCGAGGAGGGCGAGGAUGGUGGUAGCAUCGUUGGAGAAAACAGAGAAAGAAGCAUGGGGAACAGUCAAGUCUAUCAAAACGUGGAAGCGUUUAGAUGAUGAUCACCUCACUGCUAUUGAUAGUCAGGUGCUCUGGAGUAAGAGAUCCAACAGUCUUUUUGUUGAAAAUGAGUUUCAGGAAAUGGUGGUCAAACAGGGCUUAAUUCCAUUGGAAAUGGUAGGAGCGCGAGAGGGGUUAAAAAGACCCCGUAGUCCAGACUCUGCUAUAAAAAGUGGUCGUAGAAAGAAGCGGAUUGGCCGCCUAUGAUAGUGAAAAUUAAUAUUGCAACAAGAUUGACAUGGACAAAAAUGGCAAUAGAAGAAGCUUAUGUACAACAACUGUAUUACGUUUAGUUUUUGUAAUAUUCCAUGAAGUUUUCAUGGAUUAUUGCAUAUAAGGUGAGUUCAACCUCAACGCUGUGGAACAGACGUUAAAAAAUAUAGUAAAUUAAAUUUUAUGAAUAUUCAUAUAUUUCAGUGAUCGAAAGGGAAGUUAUAAUUUGUAUUGAAGGAUAUGUGGAAUGGCCUAAUAUCAGUUACUGAGCUAAUAUGUGUGUUCAAAAUGCGAAAUACAAUUAUCAGUUAUAGAUUACAAUUCCA